Penicillium riverlandense is the source of this 1137-nucleotide messenger RNA. RefSeq lists its product as uncharacterized. Lineage: Eukaryota; Fungi; Ascomycota; Eurotiomycetes; Eurotiales; Aspergillaceae. The record is from RefSeq and is a predicted model, not a curated record. The coding region runs from base 1 to 1137 and encodes 378 amino acids. The transcript has a single exon.
AUGUCAACCCUGGGUAAAGCCCUUGAAACACGCCACCGCUUAUCUGAAUACAACCUCUACCACGAAGGCGAAAAAAACAUUUGCAUUACACCAUUUCUCCAACUAGAAAAGGAGCCAGGCUACAACAAAAGGCGACACCGUUACCAGGCCGAAGAAUACGCACAUAUCCAUUAUGGGUCCGACGAGCUGAACAGCUACUUUGUCCACACGCCAGUUAUUGCCUUUCGGGAUCCACCGCGCACUCUCCGUCGGGGGAGCAAGAAACAGGCAAAGCCCAUUUGCAUUCUCAAUUGCUCGAGCUUCUGGACUAAAUGGACGCUUCAAUUUGGUGAUAACCUUGAGGAUGUACUUGAUCCUAGAGGUGUUGUGAAAUGGGAGCAUCGCAGUAAUGCAAAUAAUGGCACGGCUGGCGAUGAUCGAGCUUUGAAGGGAUACAGACUGCGCUCGUGGAGAUUGUGGGGUGAGUCGGGAAGAGAAUAUUAUCAUUCUGUGAAUUCAAGACGGAAGGCGAUUGAAAGCGCCGCCAGAGAAAAGCAGGCAAAUGGCGCACCUGAGAAGGAUACCGCCCAUGGCACAUCAUCAGCAACGUCCACUGAACCUGAACUCCAACCCGUUAUAGCCGAAGAAGCCGUGCGACUUACCUGGGAGGCACCAAUAUCAACAAACACACGACGCUACUGUUUCGAAUACGCUGGAAUCAGCUUCUUCUGGGAAGGAACGAAAGAUCUCAACGCGAAUGAGAAGUGGUCUAAAAGACUCAUGCCAUUCAAUCAUCUGAAACUCGUGGCCAAAUUGCCGGCACAAGAUGAAGAUGUCAUGUUUCUAGGUCAAUAUACAUCAAGCUUUGGAUCGAAGAAAUCCGGCCAGCUUCGACUGUUUGACUCUGUGAUUUCGAGCCUUCUAGAUAAAUCCCGAAACAGAUUUCUUAGAAUGCGUCAGGUUACUCCUGGGGGAAAUCGCCGAUAUGAUCCGGGACUUGAUAUACGAGAGACUAGGCUAUAUGAGAUAAUUAUGGGAACGGCUAUAUGUAUGGUCAUUGGCGAAUGGGAGAAACGCAUGGUGGUCUUUUGCGUUUUAAUGCUCAUUGCCGCGAGCGGUGAUAUGGCCAAUGGAUUCGGCGGUGGUGGUGGUGCCUGA